This is a messenger RNA of Colias croceus (clouded yellow), 883 nucleotides long. Its product is annotated as FUN14 domain-containing protein 1. Gene Ontology annotation, biological process: autophagy of mitochondrion. The transcript has 3 exons. Gene Ontology annotation, cellular component: mitochondrial outer membrane. Bases 158 to 679 code for a protein of 173 amino acids. The record is from RefSeq and is a predicted model, not a curated record. NCBI's taxonomy places the organism in Eukaryota, Metazoa, Arthropoda, Insecta, Lepidoptera, Pieridae.
ACAUAAAUUCUAUUUCCACUUGAUUCGUGAUUCGUGAAUCGAGAUUCUUGUCUUCACUUCAACUUCAUUCAAUCGAUAACACCUCUGUGGAUAACACUGUGACUACGGUGCGGCUUUUAACUACUAAGUACUACUUGUAUUGGAACACAAAUAUAAAAUGGCUAAACCCAAGACUGAAGAUGCAUCAGAGGAUGCUAAAAAGAUCGUAGAUGAUGCAAAAAACUUCAUUGAAAAAGCAAUUGCUGACAUUGGAAAAACUUCAGCGACGAAACAGCUAAUUUUAGGAACUGCGUCAGGAUGGAUUACAGGUUUUAUUACUAUGAAAAUAGGAAAGAUUGCCGCAGUUGGUUUAGGAGGCGGUGUUAUAUUGUUACACAUUGCCAGUCAAAAAGGAUUUAUUGAUAUUAACUGGGAUAAAAUUAAUAAGAAAGUGGACAAAAUUACUGAUAAAAUAGAGAAAGAGGCUACAGGAAAAUCACCCGAUUGGAUGGAAAAAGUUGAGAGGUUUGUGGACCGAAAACUUGAUAAAGCUGAGGAAUUAAUAAAGAAAAAAGAGAAAAAAGCCAAACACUGGUAUAAUAAUUUUAUUGGUGAUGACCAGUACCGUGCAACCGAAUCACAUGUAUUUUUAGCUUCCUUUGCAGCUGGUAUGGCAGUAGGUUUGCUUUGUGGCCAAUAAUUUUUCUCACAUUAUUGUAAAAUUACCACUAAACAUUAUAGGUAUUUAAGACAUUUAUGUUCUCAUAAUAUUAAUUUAGAUUUAGUCUUAAUUUAGUGAUUGAAUAACAAUUAUUAAAUUAUUGAUAUGAUUUAUAAAUUAUUAUUCCAUUUAGUUACCUUGUUUCAAUAAGGAAGGAUAUUUAAAAUAAAUUACUCUAUCAAA